Lutzomyia longipalpis is the source of this 13572-nucleotide messenger RNA. RefSeq names its product titin homolog. Bases 335 to 12334 code for a protein of 3999 amino acids. Gene Ontology annotation, cellular component: RSF complex. The transcript has 8 exons. The record is from RefSeq and is a predicted model, not a curated record. Gene Ontology annotation, biological process: regulation of DNA-templated transcription. Lineage: Eukaryota; Metazoa; Arthropoda; Insecta; Diptera; Psychodidae.
AUACCCAACCCUGUUUCUUAAGUGUUUUGUUGUAUGUACUACGCGAUGAAUUUUCCUGGCUGUUUUAUGUAGUGAAAAAGCGCAGAGAUGCCUACGAAAAGUGGUGUAAAUAGUGCAAUAGGUGUAAAAGUUGCGUUUUCCGUUGUGUGCAUGUGAAAAGGAUUGCUGCAAUUGGCGGGAAAAGUGUCGUGAGAAAACCCCAAGUUUGCAGACGCAUCCAUAAAAGACUUGCAUUGUUGUUGUUGGGAAAUGAGACAUGCGUGAAACAUUUUGAGGUAAUAGUUUCCAUCGAAAACUAUAAACAUCAACUUCCCAGCGGGACCACUACAAGCAAAUGGCGUCAGAAAAAGAUGCAUUCCGCUGUGUUGACGACCCCAAUUUCGCGAUUGUUUGUGCAUUUCUCGAGAAAUUCGCCCCAAUCUGCGGUAUUGAGCAUCCCGAUGUCCAGGAGAUGCAAACAAUGCUCGAAAACACGGAGGAGGAAGUUGGGCCAGAAUUGAUGGAUUUGCACAUAAAGUUGAUGCGAAAGACCAAGUAUACAGUACGUCCAGAUAGAUGGGAGCGGUCUCUAGUUAAAUUCACCCAUUCCUUCUCCAAUGUCGAUGCUUGGGAGCUCGAGAAGUUUGGCUACAAGAAAUUGAGACUUCCUGUCCGUCUGAGGAUACUUAAGGCCCUCUUGGAAUGCCAAUUUGACUCAAAUGUUCGUUUUAAAACGGCCGUUAAUGGUAUAGCAGCGAAUGAUCUACGACCUCAGCCACUGGGACGUGACAAGGAGGGCAACGCCUACUGGAGUACUCUGGAUCAACGGUGCAACCUACGGAUCUAUCAGGAGCACCUCGACGAAGAGACGUGGCGCGUCGUGGCCACAAGUCGCGAUGAAUUAGUCAAACUCAUUGCUAUUCUCAAUGGCAAUGAACCCAUUGUGCCCAAUCUCGAGGGAUUAGUGGAUGAAGACAGUAGCAGCAAUAGCAAUGGGUUACUCCUCAAAGGCGAGCAUGUUCUCGUGAAGCAGGAUUCCAAUUCCACAUCCCUCUCCGAUGAUGCACUCCUGCCCAAGAAGAAAUCUCAAGAAACUGGCAAAUGUGAAGCUGCCCAAGAAGAUUCCAAUAAAGCAGUCAAUGAUAAAGCUGAGACAACUGCGAUGAAAGCUGAAGAAUCAAAUGAAAAGGACGCAACAGAAGAAGAGAGUAGUGAUGAAGAAGAAAUGGAGGAAUUUAAAGAAGAAAAACCACCAGAACCACCUGAAAAAAUUCCUCCUAUAAAACUCGGAGGACUUAAGAAUAAAUUCAACAAACCCUCAUUGGUGUCGUCCUUUGCGAAGAAAGAAGUGAAAACAAGUUCAAGGAGUCAACGAUAUAGUAGAAGAUUGGCAGGCAGUGUAAAGGAAGUUGAGGAAGAGAAAUUCUCCAUUCCAGAUACGGUGCUCAAGAGGCCAAAACGCGAACGUCUCACAUUGCUUGGAAAAUCGAAUAUAGAGAAAAUUAAUAAAUUCAAAAAGAUGGAUUCAAAGAGGAAUCCCAUCAUUGAGGAAAAUGACUCAGAGGAGCAAGAUGACUCAGAUGAAGGAGAAGAAGAAGAAGAGGCAGAGGGCGAAGAGGAAGAGGAUGAAGAAGAAGAAGAGGAAGAAGAGGAGGAGGAUGAAGAAGAGGAAUACAGUGAGGCAAUUGAGGAGAAAUUAAUGAUUGUGAAAGGUGCGGGUAGUGGAAGAGACUGUGAGGGUGGUAAUCCCACUUUUGAGUGCAGUGAAGUGAUUGUGGAGGAGACAAUGUACAUUCAGGGCGAAGGGAGUGGUGUUGACUGUGAUGUGGGAAACACAAAGGACGACGAAAAGGGUCCUGAAUCAUCUGGAUCGAAGCCCAUGUUCUUCUUCGGUCAACCUGGAUGCCUAAAACUCAGUCCAAUGAAACAGGGCGUCAGCAUGGAAAUUGGCUUUGGUGAGAGACCACCAGUAGAUGAUGUAACAGCUGAAAGGAGUUCGGUAAGUGAUUCAAUAAAUGACCAAAAAGAAAAUUGCACUGAUAUUGUGAAAAAUGAAGAAAGUUGUUCAGAAGGAGAAAUAAAGGAAUCAAAUAAAAUUAGCGAAUUGACAGAGGAAGCUUGUAAAGAUAUUGAGAUGAAUCCUCUGAAUGAUUGUGGGGGUUCUCAAGAAAAUAAAUUAAAUAUUGAAACAGAAAGUAGAGAAGAGCAACAUGCCACAAAUGAGAUAGAUCCAAAAGAAGGAACUUCAAAUCAAAAAGAUCUUGAAGUUGAAACAGAAGGCCUUACUAAAUUGUGUUCUAUUCCAUCAUUAGAAACACAAAUUGAAAAAAUUGAUACUGAUUCAAGUUUUCAAGGAAAGUUAAUUGAAAAUGCUUCUGAAGAUAUGAAAAUUGAUGAUUUAGAAGAACAAGAAGCAUCACAAGGUAUAUCACAGGUAGAUAUUACUGAUAAAUCGCUAAGUACUGAAAAGCUUUUGGUUGAAGAGAACGAAGAGACAAUUGAAACAAUAUCAGAGAGUAAAAAAAUUGAAGAAAUUACUGAAAGUAGUGAUUUGAAUGUCAAAGAAGAUAAUACAAUUGAAAAAACAUCCGAAGAGUUGCAAAAAGAUCCUAAUGAAGAUGAAUUUGAAGCAUCCACUAGCCAGCCAUUAGCACAAGUUCCUGAGCAAUUAACAAUUGAAGAUAUUAAAGAAAAUGAGCAACUUGAUGAAUCUAAAGAAUCAAAUAUUGUAAUUGAAGACACUUUGGAUGCUUCAAAUUCAUUACCUCAUGAAGAUCUUGCUGAACCAACAAAUCAAUCAAUAGAUUUUCAUGAAAAACCACAAGAAUGUGGCAAAGAAACUGAAAUUUCUGAUAAAACUUACGAUUCACAGAGUUUAAAUGUAGAGAAAAAGUCCUUUGAAGAUGUUUCUUCAGAGGAAGAUUCUCAGACAUUUUUGGACUACGAUGAAAAAGUUCAAAAGACCAUGGGAAAUGUAGAAGAAAAGCUUUCGAAAGAUUCUGUUGGUAGUGAAAAGCUUUCGGAAAAUUUAGAUGGAGGAGAAAUAUCGUCUAAGAAUUUAGAUAGUGUAGAAAUGUUUUCUGAGAAGUUAAAUAAAGGAGAGAAUUUCCCAAGAAAUGUAGAUAUAGAAGAAAAUCCUUCGAUGGAUUUAGAAUUUGCGGGAAAAUGUCAAAUGGAGGUGGAUGUUGAAGAAAAAUGUUCAAUGGAGGUUGAUUCUGAAGAGAAGUCGAUGUUGAUUGAGGCAAAAGAAGAAAAAAUUCCGGUGGAUGCUGCUUCUGAGGAAAAAUGUUCAAUAAAUGAAGGAACCGAGUCAACAAGUGGGCCAUCAGCGGACUUAACAAGCGGACCGUCAGCAAAAGAGCUAAUUGAAUCAUCAACAGAAUCAACAAAUGAGCCAUUAAAAGAAGAAACAAAUGAACCAGCAGAAGAACCAUCAAAUGAAGAAUUAAAAGAACCAUCAAAUUUACCUCUUUUAGAAGAGAAAAUUCCUUCAAAUCUGGAAUUAGAAGAAAACUGCGAAAUCAAAGAAAAUCUUCAAGAAAAUUUCCCAUUAGAUGUGACAAUGGAAGAAAAAUAUUCAAUGGAAGUAGAUUCAGAAUCUGCAUUGGGUGUAAAUGAAACAGAUAGAUGCCCAAUGGAUGUAGAUCCGGAAGAAAAAUCUCUGUUGAUUGCGGAUUCAGAAGCAAAAGAAAGCUCAUUGAAUCAAGAGUCUAAAGAGGAGGAGAUUUCUGAAGAAAAGGAUUUAAUUUCAAAUGAAAUGGAAGUUGUUGAAAGUCAAAUAACAAAUUUAUCCGUUGCUACCCCUGAAGAAGUCAAGACUUCCGAAUCAACGAGUACUUUUGUGGAUGAAAAAAGCUGCGAUGAAACACAAGAAGAAACUCACGAACUUGAAAAAUCUGAAGAGAUUAAUAAAGAUCAGGGAGAGUUUUCAGGAACAGAAGAAUUAUUGCAUGUUGAAAGAAAAGAAGAGUCUUCUUCAACUGAGGCUGUAAAAUCUUUAGAAGUUUUUGAAGAACAAGAAGAGUCAGUAAAAUUAUUGGAGAGUGAAAGGGAAGAAGAUUCCUCUUCAGCUGAGGUACCAAUUGAAAAUUCUAUGGAUGUGGAAAUAAGUGUUGAAGGAAGUAGUAAAGAUGUUGUGGAUAAAUCAGACACAGCUGUUAUUGAUAACUUCCACAUGAGUAGUGAAAAAAUUCCAGAAGAUAUUGUUCCAAAAGAAAAAUCUGAUGUUGAUCCAGAGGAUUCAGAAAAGGAUACUCCUGUUGAGGAAAGGUUACCAAUUGAAUCACCAAAAGAGCUAGCAGAUGAGCUACUGCCAGAAACAACCACUGAAGAACAAUUGGAACCAACAAUUGAAGCAAUAAAUGAGCCACCAACAGAAGAAACAAAUGAGUCGUCUGAAGUAGUUGCAAAAGAGCCAUCAACAACAGUAACGGAUGAACUACCAGAAGAAGAAGAAGCAAUUGAGCUACUAAAAGAACUAUCAGAUGAGCUAAUAUUUACACCAUCAACGUCUCAAACAGAAUCAAUAAAUGAACCACAACCAGAAUCAUCAGCUGAGAUACAAAUUGAGGCAUCAUCAAAAUCAUUAGAUGACUUACAAACGGAAUCAAUGACUGAGCUGCCAAGGGAAGAAAUAAGUGAUCCCCAAGAACAAGAGGCAAGUGAGUCAGCAAGAGAACAAUCAACUGAGAUGCAAUUAGAACCACCAACCGAAUCAAUAAGAGAACCUCUCACAGAUUCAAAAAGUGAAGAACAAUUUGAACCAUCAAAUGAGGCACCGCCUGAAGAAUCGUUUCAAGAACCAACCCCUGAUGAACAACUACCAGAGCCUCCAACUGAUUUAUCGCUUCAAGAGCCAUCAUCUUAUGAAUCUUCAUCACAAUCUCAGCCCUUAACUCAAAUGGAUGUCGAUACAAUUGAAGAAAAUAAAGAUAUUGCAGAAGAAUCAAACACAUCCUUCCCUGGGAGCAUUCCAAUGAGUCCUGAAAAUUAUUUAGAUGACGUUGAAAGUCAAAAAUCAAACGACGAAAAUGAAAAACAAGAAUUUUCUUCUCAAGAGAAACCCAUUGAGGAAUCAAUGGAGACAGAAAGCACUGAAAAAAGCAAAGAGAUUGAAGAUGGACCAAACACAGUAUUAUUUGAAAACUUACCAUCAACCUCAAGUGAAAUUUCAAGAAUCUCAACAGUUGUUGGUGAAGAAAUUGAGAAAAGUAUUGAAUCUGAGAAACUGGCAAUUUCAGCUGAAGAAAUGUUGCCAAUUGAGCCAACAUGUGAAGAUGUUGAUGAAAGCAAAAAUAAUGCAGAUACCGAAGAAAUAUCAAAUAUUGCUUCUGUUGAUAAUCUUUCACCAGAUCCUUCAAUGGAUGAUAUUCCUAUUCAUAAGGAAAAGUCUGAAGAUCCCGAAUUGGGUCAAGAAGACCUUUCUACGAAAGAAGAUCAAUCGCAUGCCCAACUUAUGGAUGUGGAGGAGAAUUUAAUUACAACAGAAAGCUCAAAUGUAAUAAAUUUAUCAGAGAAUAAAAUUAUUGAAAGUGAGAAAAUCGAAGAAGAUUUUGAAUUGGAAGAAUCAGAGAUUCAGAGCAAAGUAGAAGAAACUCCUGGUGAUUUGUCUCUUGUACCUACAGUGCCUAAGAUUAUGGAGGUUUUUUCGAUGGCACACAAAAGCACAGAAGAAGACUCACAAGGAGAUUCUUCGGAGUUUAUUAAUGAGUUACCUACAACGGGAAUUCCAGUAAAAUCUGUUGAAAUUCAAUCUGAAUCUGCAGUUGAUGCAGAGGAAACAAAAGAAGUAAAAAUUGAAGAUUUUUCACUUCAAGAAAAUAGAGAAAAUGAAAUUGAUAGCAUGGAGUGUUCAAGUCUAAUUGAUAGAAUUACGGAAAGUCUUGCAGAUGAAGAUGAAAAGUCCCAAAUUGACGAAGAAUCAAAAAAUAAAGAUAUUGAAAAUCAGAAAAUUGAUAAAGAUGUUUCUUAUUCUGAAAAUAAAAUUAUUUGUGAAGAAGAAAAAAUAGAACAAGGCUCUCUAGAAAGGAAUUUAGUUGGUACCUCGAAGGCUCUUGAAUCUGUUCGACAAAUUGACAGCAUAAGCAUAAAUCAAAUUGCUGAAGAAUCAUCCACAACAUCUGAAAAUAUUGAAUUUAAGUCACAAGAAGAGGCGCAAAUUUCUCAAGUUAAAGUAGAUGCUGAAGAAAAAGAAUUCUUGAGCUGCGACGAAAAAGUUAAGGAAGUUGAUUCUGUUGAUGAGUUCAAAGAUACAGUUGGGGAAGCACCUGAAAAAUCUCCAGCAGAAAAUUUCCCAAAGACUGAUGAUGAAUCUCUCAGCAAAGCCGAUCAACAAUCUUUGGAAUCAGUGGCACCUGCAGUCAUAGAAAGCAAACCCAUUGAAGCAGAAAUUGCAGAAAAUUUCUCGGAAGUUCCAGAAGAUCUAUCAAAGUCACCAGAAAAGAAAUCUUCAGAAUUACCUCCUAAAUCGCCAAUUACAAUGCAUAAAAGUGCAGGAGAAUUUUCCAAGGAAUUUCUGGAGCCAACAAUGUGCCUACAAGUUAAACCAACAUUGCCUGAAAUUUCAUGCGUUCCUAUGGAAAUUGAAGAGUCUCCUGCGGCCCAGAAAAUAGUCAUUCCGGAAGUGGCAGCUGCAACUAUUUUACUUCACGAUAAAACGAAAGAAGCAUCGAGUUCGAGUGAUUGCACCCCGAUGGAAUUGGAAGUUGACAUAGAGGAAGAAGGCAAAGUUACUUCAGCAGCAUCUCAGCCUAUUUUCUUUGGCGAAGUUCAAGAUCUAUCCAUGGCUAAGGGUAGUACGACGAAGAAAGCUUCCAAGCUCCAUGACAAUGUACCAAUGGAAAUAGAAUUAGAAGAUUCUUCGAAAAAAUUAAGAGAAAGCAGUGAAAUUGUGCUAAAUCCCCCUAAUCAGCAACUAAUUGUGGAAUCUUUAAAUAUUUCUGAGACUAAGAAGAGGAAACCAACAAAAAUGACUGCAUAUGAGAGAAGACGUGCAAUGCAGGGAACAAAAUCUUCCAUAUCAGCAGUUAUUGAUCGGAUAAAGGCGAAAGAAAGUGAAUCUCAAGGAAUACAAAAUUUAAAAACUCGCAAAGGAAUUCAAACGAGAAUUGAGUCAACUAGAGAAUUAAGUCAAACGACUGAAGUUACUGAACUUCAAGAACUUAAAACGGAUGGGAAAAUACAAGAAAAAGAAACUGAUGCCAAGAAACUCACAGAAAUCAAGGAUAAAGUUACUUCUCAUGAACCCAUAGAAAAGGCGACUAAAGAAAGCGAAAAUAUUUCCGUUAAAAUAGACAAUAAUAAUGAAAAGAAAAUUGCAGAGAGUCUAGAGAAAAUGGAAAAAACAGUUUUACCGGAAGAAAAAUCACAACCUCAGUCAACAGCAACUAUUCCAGAAUGUCCUAAAAUUGAGAAAGAAUCCCCGGAAAAUAGUGGUUUGUCUAAAAAGAGAAAAAUAUCCGAAGAGAAAAUCACGCCAGAGAAAAUCGAGGGUAAAAGAAUUAAAGCAGAAGAACAAAAGGAUAUAAAGGGUGUAGAAGUAAAAACAGUCACCCCGGAGAAGAGUGAUGAGAUAUUGGAUUCUGGCAAUGAAGAGGAAAAUAUUUCAAUACUUGAAAUGGCAAGGAAGACAAGAGGAAGGAAAGCACAAGUGGAAAAGAAGCGAAAGGGACGAAAUGAAGCAAAAACAUCAAAGGAAGAGGAAGUUGUUAGUAAAAUGGAGACAACAGAGAAGGAUGAAAGUGAGCAUCAAGUCCAAAUUUCACCAAAAGCCAAGAAAAGUGAUAAAAAGAGGGAAACUGAAGAAUUCAUUGAUCCCGAAGAUACAAGUAAGAAAGAUUUGAAUGAAGAAAAAGUGGAGGAAGGAAGUAAAUCAUCACACAAGUCCAUCCUUAAUUUAUCAAUGGACUAUGAGCCACCAGCAACAAUUAUAAGACUUGGGCGAAAAACACGUGGAAGACGUCCUGUUGAAGUUGAGGAGGUGGAGCAGGGUAAAUUGCAAUUGGAGGAUGUUAUUCCAACGGCUAAAAUUGAUAAGAAAUCUUCAGCAGCUGAGGGAAAAUUGAAGAAAGCUGAUGUGCCCAGUAAAACGGCUGAAAAUGAAGAAUCAAAUCAAUUUGAAGAUUUAAUACCUGUUGCUAAAAUUGAUAAGAAUAAAAUUGUAGCUGAGAAAGAGAAGGUUGAGGCAAAGGAAGCAGUUGUGGAGAAGAAGCCUUAUAGCGGUCGUGGCAGAGGGCGAGGAAGAGGUCGAAGAGCGGGGACUUUAACCCGAAGAUUGGGAUUGGAAAUUGAUGAUACUGCUGUAAUUGAUGAUACCGAAUCCGAUCAACCGACUGUACGACAAUCGCGACGAAUUGCCCAGCUGAAGAUUAGAGAAGAGGCUGAAAGGCGGAAAAUGGAAGAGGAAGCACUGGAGAAGAUGAAACAGGAAGCUAUUAGGAAGAAGAAACAGGAACAGGAUGACUAUGUGCCUUCAGCUACAUCGGGAAGUGAUGAAGAAUACAAAGGGAGUGUGGAGAAGAAGAAGAGAGGCCCAAAGAAGAAGGAUUCAAUGAAAUGGCAUUCAGGCACGGGAACAUCUGAGAGUGAGGAGAAAGAUGAGGAGGAAGAAGAGGAUGGAUUGGAGCCAGAAUACGUUGGAUCGCCACUCUUUAAAUCAGAUCACGAAUUCUCACCUGAAAGUGAUCUUGAAGACGAUAGUUGGGUACCCACAAAAAUGGCUAGAACAGUUAAAAAGGAUCCUGAAGAUGUACUUGAUGCAAAUCCUGAGCAUGCGUGCCAAAAGUGUCGGAAGCACGAUCAUCCUGAAUGGAUUUUGCUCUGUGAUAGUUGCGACAAGGGAUACCAUUGCUCCUGCUUGAAGCCCGUGUUGUUUGUUAUUCCCGAAGGUGAUUGGUUUUGUCCACCGUGUCAGCAUGCAAAAUUACUGGAGAAUCUCAAUGCGAAACUCAGUGAACUCGAUGGUUUGAUUGAGGAGAAAGAAAAGGAAGAAUUGAGAUUAGCACGAUUGGCAUUCAAUGCAAUCUCAACGGAUAAUAUAAUCAAAACUGAGGAGCCAGUACGUGAAAAAUCACGCAGCUUGAGUCGAAGUAUGAAAGCGAAAUCAUCUUCAUCCUCCGACGAUAAUAGUUCAGACAAUGAACCCAUUUAUAAAUUGCGCAAGAGACGACAGGCAAAUGUGAGCUAUCGCUUCAAUGAGUACGAUGCACUCAUCAAUUCAGCAAUUAAAGAUGAAAUUGCCGUGAUGGAGGAUGGAUUUUCGGCAUUUGAGGAAGAGGCACAUGUUACAGGUGCUGGAAAUCUCGGCCGUGGUAAAGACAUAUCGACUAUAAUUGAGGCAGAUAAAGAAGAAAAAUUGCGACAGUUGGAAGCACGAAAAAUCGCCAAAACAGACGAGGCAAAUUCAAAUAGGAGCGCCUCCGAAGAUGAAGCUCAAGCUGAUAAGAAUGAUGAGAGCAGUGAUUCAGAAAUAAUUCGCCCGAGGAAGAAGAUAGUGCAGAUAAAGAAGAAGAAAAAACUCAAUACUCUCGAUGUUAGCUCCGAAGAUGAUGGGUCUGAUGAGGAUUUCGAGGAAUCAUCACCUGAUUCGGAAGAUUCAGCUGAAUCCAUGAGUAGUGGCAGUGAGAAUUCAAUGGAACUCGAGUUGUUGCGCAAGAAGAAUAGCAAAGCUGGAAUACUCACACGAAGAUCAGUAAGAUCGCGGCAUAAAGUAUACGAUGAAGACUUUAUAAAUGACGAUGAUUCCGAUGAAGCUGAACCACCACCACCGAAGAGGAAGAAGAAAAAGGAAGAUUCUGAUUUUUCGGACUUUGAUUCAGAUGAAACUGAUGAAGAUGAGGAGGAUAUUGAUAGCGAUGAUUUGUGCGAUGAUUCAGAUUCGGGGAGUGAUACGAGUGAUUGGAGGUCACGCAGGAAGAAGGCACCACCAAGGAAACCACCAGGAAAGCCCAGCGAUAAGCUAGCAAUUGCCAAGAAGAAGCCAAAGAAGAAGGAUGAUGAUGAUGAAACGCCCUACAGGACGGGAUCGAAGAAGAAAGCCGUCAACGUCCUGAAAUCCGAUGAUGAGCAAGAGAUGACACGGAGAACUCGAGGGAAGAAAAUUAACUUCUUGGAAGAUUACUACGAUGAUAGUUCAGAUGAUGGUAUUAAACCCGGUGUGAAGCGUCCUGACACCCCACCAGAGGAGCGGGAGAAAUUCAUAAAGAAACAGGAAGAGAUUAAGAGGAUGCUGGCUGCGAAGAAUACGGAAGGAGCAAAAGAAAUUGCAACACCUAAACUUGAACCUCUUGGUUUGAAACCAGCUGAAUUUGGUGCUCUGUAUCCUGAACCGACGUCUCCGGCUGCGGAUAUGGCUCCUGGAGUUAUUCCAUCGGAUUCCAUUUCAACAAUCCCCCUGCAAGUUAUCCAAACUGCCAAAGCUUUGGACGUUGAUUUGCAUCACAGGGCAAAGGAUAGUGUUGACUACACUGAACCACCACCUGUAGCUGUUGCUCCACCGGCGAGUGGGGAUUUUAAUCCGGAAGAUAUGAAUGAGGAGGAACUCGCAAGGAUGAUGGAGGAUGAAUCAUUUGCACAGCAACAGCUUAAACUUGCCGGUGAGGCGAUACGAAAUAAAAAACUCCGAGAAGCUGAAAUAAAUCGAAAAGCUGAGGGAAAAGAGAAACUCGGUGCUUUGAGUGCGGGGGUACUUCCUACACCUCCCAUAGCUGUUCCUGUGUACACACCACCCGCACGUUCCAUUGAGCCACCGUCAGUUCUUCCGGAACAAGCACAAAUGCUUCCGGGUCAAGUGAGAAUUCCUGCUCCGCCACAACUUGGGCCCAAUCCACACAUAAAUCCUCUGCAGCAUCCAGUGUUGAGACCCACAGUUCCGAUGCCUUUCUCCCCUGGACCCAUGCAUAUGCCACCACAAAUGCCACAGCAUCAGAUGGAUCCACGUGCCGCUGAGGAUUUAGAUCAUGCAGUGAAACUGACAAAGGCUGGGCUGGUGCCAAAGAAACGCGGGAGGAAAUCAAAGUUGGAACUUCAGGCAAUAGCUGAGGCAAAAGCCCGCGCAGAUGUUCCUCCGUAUUUCCAUGGAGCACCUGCAGGGCUUCCUACGGGACCACCUGGGGGUCCUCCUGUGCCUCUGCCAACUUCACAUCCACAGGGAGCACCUCCUGGACCGCAUCUUCAGGCACCAAUUCCACCAUCUACAUCUCUACCCCCAAUGGCACUUCCGCCAGUUUCACAUCCAACCACAUCUCAUGUGGCCAACAUGGAACGUCCAUCAGUUCUUCAGGCACCCAAUGCCAUUGUUACAGCUGCUGGAGAGCCCAUAAUUCCCACCACAGUGCUGUCCGUGCAGGGGAAUCCAGCAGCUGAAAAGGGGGAUCCAGAUAGUGCAAAGAAACGCGGCAGGAGGAAAAAGAUAACGCCACUGAGAGACAGUAUUCCCGGUGGGCAACACACCACCAUCACAGCAGCUAUGAAAGUUGAUACAGAACCAACAACAUCCAAUCCCAUUCUUGCUGAGAGGCUGGAAACACCCCCAACAACAGAUUCCAGCAAGAAGGCAACACCCCCUCAACUCUAUCCACCAGGAAGUAGUGGUGGUGGUAAUAUUUUAUCAAGAUUGCAACAACAAAUGCGACCAUUGCCAGGAUCUUUUGGUGCUCAAGGCUUACCCGGAUCGCGAUACUUCCCUCCACCUCAUCAUUUGGGACAUGGAUCACUCAAUAUGAGCCUCCAUCAUCUACGUGCAAACUUUGCAGGGACACCCACAACAUCUGCACCUGGGAGUGCAAUUAAUAAUGGAUUGGGGGAGAGACCACCAGGAAUUUAUGGGCCACCAGAUCAACGUGGCGUUGCAGGACCUCAUGGACUUUUUAGAGGGCCUGGACCAAUGUAUCCUCCGGGUCAUGGUUACCAAGGUCAGCAAUCAAUGCUGCACCAUCAACUUCAAUCACUGGAUCCCUCAAUUGGGAUCCGGGCAUCACAUCCACAAGAGUAUCAGAGUCCGUAUUUGCCACCACAAUUUGGAGGAUUCUACGCUCCUUCAUCCCAAACAGCUCCACAGUCCCAGACAACACCGACGACAACAUCAUCAGUGCCUGUCACAACUGCUGCAACAUCCACACCACCUGUUGUAACUGCAUCCACGGACGAUCCGCCGGCCACAACGUCUGCACCGGCUACAACUACAGCCGCCCCAGCGCCGCCGUACAGCCAAUUUGAGACGCUGAAAUCCUCAUCACCGCACGAGAAUGCCCCGCAUAGCUACAGCAAUUCACCGGCACACGUCGAAGCGGGGAGUACGAGUGAAUUUAGUGGUCUUGUCAGCUACUUUAGUUCCCAACAAGAUGAUCUGGAGUCAUAAAAUAAACGAAGAAGCACCUCCCAGACAUUCGCACGUGCAGCAUAAAAAGCUCUCUCAUUGCCCAAGAAGGUUGAGUGAGUAAAAUCAAGAUGAACUGAGGGAUUAAAGUGGGGGUAAGUAAGAUGAUCUUCUGUAAAUAAAUAAAUGUUUUACUGGGAAAUGUUUUCUCUGCAUAAGAGGAAAGAAAAACGGACAAAAAUUAAUUUAUUUAUGCAAAAAAAAUCAUGCGUUGUACAUAAAUUUUAAAGAAGAAGAAAGAAAAUUCAUACCAUUAUUUAUACAUAGUUUAAGAAUUUUAUUAUUGACAUAAAAUAAAUUUUAAUAUGUUUCUACGGAUUUAGAAGAAGAAAGAAGAAGUAUACCAAUAAUUAAAUGAAAAUGAAUCUGCGGCAAAAUUUGAGAGAAUAGAAUAUUAAUUUUCUUUUGCAAAAAGAAUAUCGUAGAAAAUAGAAUGAAAAAAAUUUAAAGAAAAUUAAUUGAAAAGAAAAAUUAUUUGUAGAUGAAAUAUUUUAGAAAUCCCGUCCAAUCUCUUGAAUGUUAAAAGAAAAGGAUAUUAAGCAAAAAAAAAGGAAUUGUUUAAGAAGAUUGGACAAAAUUGAAAGAGAACGUCUUUCAAUGAUUUAAAUCAAAUUGAAAAGAUUUUUUUCUUUUGAAAAUCUUUUACUUAUUUUUAGAAUUAAAAAAAAAUAUAUUUUUGCAAAAGUUUCGUAUUUUCUUUUUCUCAAUUUAGGGCCUAAAAUAGAACUAUACGUUUGAGUGUACUUUAUCUUAUUUAUUUAACAAGAAAGAAAAGAAAAUUUUAUGUAGUAGAUUUUAGUAAAUUAAAUGCAAUUCCUACGUUGAGUUGGAGAAAAUAAACAAAAUAAUAUUAGUCAAGAAUACUCUAAAAUUUAUUUUUUAAUUAAAUAAUUAAUUUUUAUCCCAAAAUAUGGAUUAAAAAAACAUCACAAUUUGCAUAAAUUUUUCGUUACAAAAAACUAUAUAUAUCGAAGAUGAAUAUAAAAGAAAAAUAUGACUUAAUGAAAGAAAAAAAAACUAUAUAAUAUUGAACGUUAAAUUUAAAUACCAAUUAAUGAAAAUAAAAUGAAGAAAUAGUGUAAAUGUAAAAGGAAUAAUGAAGGUGUAGUGUUUACGAGAAAGAUACAAUAGUGGGCAGAGGAGAAUGUAGGUGAAAUAUACCAUUUAUGAUAAUGUGAAGAAGAUGUAUUUAAAAGAAAUAGCAUGAUGGAAAAACUUUA